Messenger RNA from Rhagoletis zephyria (snowberry fruit fly), 669 nucleotides. The record is from RefSeq and is a predicted model, not a curated record. NCBI's taxonomy places the organism in Eukaryota, Metazoa, Arthropoda, Insecta, Diptera, Tephritidae.
AUGCACCAGGAAAUCGACGCGGCGGUCAACUUUCUGACGCGACUGGUCGCCAAGGCGGUCGACCCGGGCGGGUCAAAGGGCGGCGACAGUAGUGGAGGAGGAGGAGGAGGAGGAGGUGGAGGGGGCGGAAACGGAAGCGGCGGUAGUGGUAGUAGUAAUCACAGCACCUCUAAUCAUCACAACAAUCACCACAGCGGCGGCGGCAGUAAUCACCACCAUGGCCACCACAACAGCCAUCACAACAACAACAGCCACAACAACAGCCACAGCAACAGCCACCACCAGCACAGCAAGGUGGGCGUGAGCGAGGAGAAGAUCAAGGAGUUCAGCAAGCGGCUGACCGCCAUUCUGCAGACCAAGUUUCGCGGCCACUGGUUCCCCGAGGAGCCGAAGAAGGGCCAGGCCUACCGCUGCAUUCGCAUCAAUGAGAACUGCAGCGUCGAUGGGAGCAUCGCACAGGCCUGCGCCGACUGCGCCAUCAGCUACCGCUCGCUGCGGCUCCCGGUCGAGCUGACGCUCUGGAUCGACCCCAAUGAGGUCACCUGUCGAUUCGGCGAACACAAGGGCUCCUACUGUACGGUGGUGAAGCUGAGCGACGGCCGCCAGGAGAACUACGUCAACUCCAUCAACAUCGACGAGCUCGAGCAGCAGUGUCUGGAGCACCAGAAG